AGUCGGUUUAAGGGAAUCGAGUUUGAUCAAGGUCCGUUGAUUUUUAGCUGCAUUCUCGUUAGUGGGCAAAAGGCUCCAAAUGUGUUCAACUUUUUCAAAUGGCAACGUAGUGAUUCAUCAUCGUCUUUGACUACUGGAUUGCUUCAUAAUGCGUCGCACGAGAUUGAGCUAUCCAACUAUGGGGGAAUACCAAGUCCUGGUAGUGAGAGCCCGUCGGGACUUCUUAAUGGAGAGAGCUUGAAUGUUCAGCCAAUUGCUGAUUUGGAUCUCUUCUUUGAAAAACUCUACAGCUACUACAGAGACAAAGGCCUUUGGUGCAUCAUCGUAAAGUGGGCUGUUGAGCUUCUAAGUCUUGGCUUCAUCAUAUGCUUCUCUGGGUUUUUCUUGUUGUUUGUUGAUUGGCAUGGUCUUCAGAACGCAAAAUGUGGAAUGGAUGCAGUUGAAUCGGGAACUAAGCCAUGUGAUCUUGUUAAAGAAGCUAUCCAUCAGCAUCCUCUAUCCCCUUUCACGCUCACAACGGCUAUAAUUGUUGGAUAUUUGGCCCUCUUCUCAUUGUACUGGAUCUUCUGCUUCUUAAGGUUCUUCGCCCAGUUGAAAGAUACUUUGGACUUUCGGCACUUCUAUUACAACAGUCUCCAUGUCACAGACAACGAAAUCCUUACUAUGCCAUGGGCAACAGUCCUUGAGAAGGUUGUUCAAUUACAAAGCUCACAAUGCCUUUGUGUGGUUAAGGAUCUGUCAGCUCAUGAUAUUGUUAUGCGCCUUAUGCGGAAAGAAAAUUACUUGAUUGGAAUGCUCAACAAAGGUCUGCUUUCUUUCCCAAUUUCCCACUGGAUCCCUGGUGCUGGUCCUGUAGUAAAAUCUGCUCCAGAUGGGACACAGUAUCACCUUGUUUUGACAAAGACCCUUGAGUGGACCCUUAACUGGUGCAUAUUGCAGAGCAUCAAUUUUCGUGUUAGAAGGGACUUUGUUUCAAAUCCGACGACACUGAAGAAACGGCUAUUCGUGGUUGGGCUAGCUAUGCUUCUGCUGUCACCAUUUCUUGUCAUCUUUAUGUUGGUGUAUCUAUUCCUAAGGCAUGCUGAACAGUUCUACAAUCAUCCAAGUACUGCAUCUUCUCGAAGAUGGUCCAAUUUGUCUAAGUGGCUCUUCAGGGAAUUCAACGAGGUUGACCAUUUAUUCAAGCAUCGGAUUAACAGCAGUGUCGUUGACGCCUCUGAAUACCUAAAACAGUUCCCCUCACCUAUCAUCUCCAUUAUUGCGAAGUUCGUUUCGUUUGUUUCUGGCGGCUUUGCUGCUGUGUUAAUCAUCAUUGCGUUUCUGGAAGAAUCUCUUCUAGAGGGCCAUAUAUACGGUCGCAAUCUGUUCUGGUAUGCUGCUGUAUUCGGAGCCAUUACAGCUAUUAGCCGGGCUGCUAUUUCGGAUGAACUUUUGGUCCUCGACCCAGUAGGAACUAUGACUGCAGUGGUCCAACACACUCACUAUAUGCCUAAGAGAUGGCGUGGUAAGGAGAACAAAGAUGAUGUCCGUCUGGAAUUAGAGACUCUGUUUCAGUAUACUGGAAUGAUGUUACUGGAGGAGAUAGCUUCGAUUUUCAUAACACCGUUUUUGCUGAUGUUUGUCGUGCCAAAGCGGGUUGAAGAUAUACUGCAAUUCAUCAGAAGUUUUACAGUUGAUAUUGAAGGUGUAGGCAAUGUUUGCAGCUUUAGUGCUUUUGACUUUGAGAACCAUGGAAAUACUAGAUAUGGUUCACCUCGUAAUGCAUCUCGUGAGGAGAGAAGCUCUCAGGGGAAGAUGGAGAAAUCAUUCUUGAGAACUUUCCGAGACCAAAAGCUUCAAGAGAUAAACACAAGACACACGUAUUCUCCUAGCAGGGCGUGGCGGGAAGCCCCUAUCCUUCGUGCUGGUCAUAUAGAUAACAACAGCACUCUAUACAGAGACAUUCCAAGAAACCCGCCUUCGAGAGGCAAUCACGUUGACUCCAUGUGGCUGAUUGAUUCAGACCAGCGGAAUCACCCUUAUCUUCUUGACUGGUACUAUACUUCUCAGCCUCACAACAGAACCGUUCAUCACUCGAUAGAGAGAGAGAACAAAAUCUUGACUCCAAACCCAAACGCUGCGGAUUGUUGGCCUCCUGAUUUGGGAGUCCGUGGUGAAGAUAUGGAGGCAAGCACGUCGGGCCAGUUCUUCAGAGAGAGCAUCCUGCGGCAGCACCAACCUGAUGGAGAAGAAAACUAUGGGAAUCAUCAUCAUCCUCUUGAUGGUAGGAGCCAGUGGUGGGGAAGAGGCGGCCGUUCUCACGAUGGUGCAUCUCAUCCCGCAACCGCCAAUAGCUUCAUCGAGCCACCUGAUUUUAUAAACCGGUACACAACUACGAACUUGUUAGACAGCUCAUGGGACAGAAGAAGCAUUGAAGAAGAAGAAGAACAAGAAGAAGGAUUGGAUUGGGAGGAGGCUGCAAGAAGAAAGUUGUCGAGAACUACAUUCAUGGAUGAUGAUGAUGACAUUGAAGCUGGGAUAGAUCUCCAUUUCGACGAUGUAUAUAGCUCAAGACCUCAUGAAACUUCAACACCAAGCACCACAUUAGGUCUUUCGAUUUCUCUAAUCCGUCGCCUUCAUUUUAACAAAUUCAGAUCAAUCCCAUCUUCAAUCCACCUGAAUUACAUUUCGGAUGCUUCUCCUUCAUCUUCUUCUUCGUCUUCUCUAGUCUUCUCCUCAGCACGCGAAAUAUCAACUUGCCGCGGAACCUAUGGUGGCCUGGUCGUCAACAAAAGGAACGAGCUAGGUUUAUCUGCUCUCAAACUAGGUCUCCAUCUCGAUCGCGAAGGUGAGGAUCCUGAAAAGGUUCUAUCUUACGCUGACAAAGCUCUUAAAUCUUUCGAUGUAAUCGGAGACAAACCUACUCUGCUUGUUGCCAUGGCGUUGCAAUUGAUGGGCUCUGCUAAUUACGGAUUAAAACGGUUUAGUGAUAGUUUGGGUUACUUAAACAGAGCAAAUCGGAUCCUUGUUAAGCUAGAGGCGGAUGGUGAUUGUGUUGUAGAAGACGUUAGGCCUGUUCUUCACGCCGUGCAGCUCGAGCUUGCCAAUGUUAAGAAUGCCAUGGGAAGGCGAGAGGAAGCUAUUGAGAAUCUGAAGAAGAGUAUGGAGAUAAAGGAGAUGACUUUUGAGGAAGAUAGUAAAGAGAUGGGUGUUGCGAAUCGGAGUCUGGCUGAUGCUUAUGUAGCGGUUUUGAAUUUCAACGAGGCUUUGCCUUACGCGUUGAAGGCUUUGGAGAUACAUAAGAAAGAGUUGGGGAAUAAUUCAGCUGAGGUUGCUCAAGAUAGGAGGCUUCUCGGUGUGAUCUAUAGCGGUUUAGAGCAACAUGACAAGGCUUUGGAGCAGAACCGACUGUCUCAGAGAGUGUUGAAGAACUGGGGAAUGAAACUUGAGCUGAUUCGUGCGGAGAUCGACGCUGCAAACAUGAAGGUUGCUUUGGGUAAGUACGAGGAAGCAAUUGAUAUAUUGAAGGGCGUUGUGGAACAGACCGAUAAGGAUAGUGAGAUGAGAGCAAUGGUGUUCAUAUCGAUGUCGAAAGCUUUGGUCAAUCAACAGAAGUUUGCUGAUUCAAAGAAAUGUUUGGAGAUGGCUUGCGAAAUCCUCGAGAAGAAAGAAACAUCUUCGCCUGUAGAAGUCGCGGAAGCAUACUCAGAGGUAGCGAUGAUGUAUGAGUCGAUGAACGAAUUUGAAACCGCUAUUUCGCUACUGCAGAAAACGUUGGGCAUACUUGAGAAGCUUCCUCAAGAACAGCACUCAGAAGGAAGUGUUUCAGCUAGGAUAGGUUGGUUGCUUUUGUUCUCGGGUCGAGUCUCUCAAGCUGUUCCUUAUUUGGAAAGUGCAGCGGAGAGGUUAAAAGAAAGCUUUGGUGCUAAACAUUUUGGAGUUGGGUAUGUUUACAACAAUCUCGGCGCAGCUUAUUUAGAACUCGGAAGACCACAUUCUGCUGCUCAGAUGUUUGCGGUUGCUAAAGACAUUAUGGAUGUUUCACUUGGUCCUAACCAUGUUGAUUCAAUCGACGCUUGUCAGAAUCUCUCUAAAGCUUAUGCAGGGAUGGGAAAUUAUAACCUCGCAGUGGAAUUUCAACAGCGAGUGAUCAGUGCUUGGGACAAUCAUGGAGAUAGCGCGAAAGACGAAAUGAAAGAUGCGAAAAGACUUCUUGAGGAAUUGCGAUUAAAGGCUCGAGGAGGCGUUUCAACAAGUGAUCUUAAAACGGUAGUCAAUAGCCUCCAUAGGGUUGUUGUUGUUGUUGUUGUUGUUUAUCCUAUCGACCACGGCGGCGACGAGGCGGAGAAGACCGACGCGGCGAGUCAUAGGAGAGAAAAGCUGAGUGACCGGGAGCUCAUUCAAGUAAUCUACAAGAAUAUGUUCCAGGGAAAAAUAACCUACUUACACUCGGAUAAAGGACGCGAAAUGUCCCCAACCAUGGGAGCACACGAAAACACACUUCUUAUCCGUAAGAUACCAGUUGCUAAUACGAGGUAUCUAUUUAUUGGAGAUGCUGUAGUCUUAAAGGACCCAAACAAUUCAGAUAAGUGUCUGGUAAGAAGAUUAGCAGCUGUAGAAGGGUUCGAAAUGGUAUCAGGUGAUGAAAAAGAGGAGCCUUUUGUUCUCGAAAAGGACCAGUGUUGGGUAGUAGCUGAAAACCAGGAGCUCAAAGCUAAGGAAGCAUAUGAUAGUCGAACAUUCGGUCCAGUUUCAACAGCAGACAUUGUUGGAAGAGCUAUAUAUUGUCUGAGAACAGCCGUGGAUCAUGGUCCCGUUCGGAACAGUAACACCGCAAUGGGACUAGAUUCUCCAAUCUUGGCAGUAGAAUUGGACGUGGACGAGAUGGCUAAGAACCACAAGGCACAAUAAAGAGAGACACUUUCUUGUGUUUGUCUGUUUCAAAGCUUAAAUUUGCGUUAUUUGAUUGAGAGAUAUAAGAAAACGAAUAAAUCUGACAGUGAUAUGAUCAAACCGAAAUUUUACGUGUGACAAACAAAGCUAUGUAUCUCGUCGGUGGAAUAAAAAUGAUUUUUCUGUUUCUUAAUUAUUGGAUCUGAUCAUGUGACGCAUA
Molecule: messenger RNA, 5092 nt
Organism: Thlaspi arvense
Lineage: Eukaryota; Viridiplantae; Streptophyta; Magnoliopsida; Brassicales; Brassicaceae
Source: the annotation of a GenBank genome assembly